AUGAUCUACCUGUUCUACGUGUUUGACCGGCACUGCGACUGUAUCUACGACCGGCAAUUCGCUGGGUCGGGCAGUAUCAACAAGAACAACGACCUGAACUCGCUGAAGCUCUUGUUCGGCAUGCUCUACUCGCUCAAAAACCUCUGCGCCAAACUCGUCGCCAACAACACCCUCAAACUGUUUUCGUUGGGCGAGUUCCGCCUCCAUUUUUUCGAGCUGGCAACCAACUUCAAGUUUGUGCUUGUUUCAGACGCCAGCGUCGAUAACUUGCAACAGGUGCUCUAUACUCUCUACGGCAAGUACUUUGUUGAACACGUCGCGCUUAACCCGCUCCUGCCCGUCGAGUUCGGCUCCGGCUACAUCCGCAACCUGAAUUUCAUCAAUGGCAGCGACGCAUACCUUAAAACGGUUGGCUAG
Messenger RNA from Diutina rugosa, 417 nucleotides. Its product is annotated as TRAPP subunit. The record is from RefSeq and is a predicted model, not a curated record. Bases 1 to 417 code for a protein of 138 amino acids. Gene Ontology annotation, biological process: endoplasmic reticulum to Golgi vesicle-mediated transport. The transcript has a single exon. Gene Ontology annotation, cellular component: TRAPP complex. Lineage: Eukaryota; Fungi; Ascomycota; Pichiomycetes; Serinales; Debaryomycetaceae.